Protobothrops mucrosquamatus (brown spotted pit viper) is the source of this 577-nucleotide messenger RNA. Its product is annotated as cilia- and flagella-associated protein 44-like. The coding region runs from base 12 to 551 and encodes 179 amino acids. The transcript has 5 exons. The record is from RefSeq and is a predicted model, not a curated record. Lineage: Eukaryota; Metazoa; Chordata; Lepidosauria; Squamata; Viperidae.
UGUCAACUACAAUGGAGCCGAGUGGGGAACAGGAGGGCGACGAAGCAAAAGAUACAAGUGAAAAACCAGAAGAGGUACCAACUGUAGCAGAACAGCAGCCGGAAGAGAUCAAAGAAGCAUCAGCUGAAACUAAAUCAUCUCCAGAAGGAGAAGAAGGAGAAAAGCUAGCUGAAGAUGAGUAUGAGGAGGCAGGAAGUGCUGCAAGUGAAGAAGAAGAACCACCACCAGAACCAGAAAAAACCCCAGAACCAGUGAAGAAGAAGAAAAAAGAAGUAGUAGAGAAGAAGAUCUCUGAAAAUUUCUAUUAUAACUAUGAAGAACUGUGCUCUUAUCCCUAUAUAACUCCAGAUUCUGGCAUACCGGUGAACCUGCUCUCUCUUAUGCAUUCUUUUGGAUAUGACUGCACUAGACGAGCAAACCUCCAGAUGCUGGAUAGUCAGAUUCUCCUCUACAUAGCUGGAAGCCAGUUAGUUCUUCUGGAUUUGAAAUCGAACUAUCAGAGAUACCUUCGAAGCACAGGUGGUGGAGGGAUUGGUGUAAUCACGGUAUGACGUAUAUCUUAAAGAAUUUUUGCUUA